CAGACCCUCUGUUCUCCGAGGGUCAGGAAUAAGCAGCACUUUGUUCCUCAGAAACAUGACAGUGCUUUCCUUCUCACCUUUGCACAGGAGCAUGGCCCACAGAGCAGAGAAAACAUCAAAGAAAUCCCAAGAACUUGGCGCUUUCUGGCAAGCAACUGGAACUAAGUGUUCCGAUGACAACAGAAAGGAGACCAGACAGCAAUGUCUCUAUCCUCCCACCCAGCCAACCCCCUCAGCACAGUGGCUCCUCAGACUCAGGGGACACUCCCUCCUCCCAGACUGGUCUUUGUCCAGAGAGCUCUCUAGCCUCUUCUCACCGGUCUUUGGCCUUAGGCUAGAAGAAUUCCUGCUUCUGCCCGCUGGUCUUCCAGCUCCUGUCCUUUCUCCAGAGCAGUCAGAGAAUCGUAGGUCAGCCUGUUCCUUCUGACCCCUUUGCAUUUUUUACCAGAAAGGUUGACCACAGCCGGGGAUAAUCGGGACGAGUCGCUCACCCAAGGACCAAUUGGACCUCUUAUUCCGAGAAAUGGCACCGGCUGUGGCCCGGGUCCUGUUCCUCCAGCUUGUUCUAGGGCCAACUCUGGUCGUGGACAUCAAGGUGCAGAUCGCCAUCAAGAACUUCCGCAUGUUACACGUCGACUACCCCAGGGUCAACUACCCAGAGGGGUUCCAGGGCUACUGCAAUGGUCUCAUGGCCUAUGUGCGGGGCAGAAAACAGAGCUGGUUUUGCCCCCAAAUCCAUUAUACGGUGCACGCCCCCUGGGGAGAAAUCAAGAGGUUCUGUUUGUACAGCGACAGCUUCUGCGAGAAUUACGAUGAAUACUGUACAGUCACAGAGGACUCCUUCCCUGUCACGAUCUGCUCUCUGGCCUCUGGACAGCCGCCCGUGAGCUGCCACUACAAUGACACCCUAACCAACCAAAGACUCUACCUGCUGUGUUCUGGAAAGCAUGAUGCUGAACCGAUAGGUAUCAUCGGCCUCUACUAGGAAAGGAAGCUUUCAUUCUGAACGGCCCCCUACUGCCCCCACACACCAGCCUGUCCCUACUCCCAAACCUCUGAUCCCUGGUCUAAGGCUUCCUCCCUGACUUCAAAGGCAGGCAGGAUCCCCUCCCAACGGACCAGGGAGGUAGGACAAACGUCCCGAGCUUCAGUCACCAUGCAAAGUCAUACUGCCUUGUAGCCUCUUUCUAACUUGUUUACCUCCUUUCUUCUCCCCACCAUCCUCCCUCUCCCACAGACGGUCUUACCCACCCAAGAAGCUGACUGUGUCCAGUUGGCAGUGACUUUCCGUCCACUGGGCCAGAUCCUGAAUCCUGGAUGGAGGCCCAGAGCCUCAGCUCACACCAUGGCAACAGGCACCCAGCUCCAUGUCUCAACUCCUCAUCCCCACUACCUUCCUCUUCUCAGCUUCCCCGUCUCCCUUAGGGCUCUCCACUCACUCACCUACCAGCAGGUACCUCUAGCUACAGGGACCUCCCUGAGAUCCUUAGACUCAUUCUAGCCCCACUCCUCCGGAACCCUCCUCAGUUCCCAGUCUGCUCCUCUCUAUGAAAUCAUUGAUCUUCUCUCCACAUCACCUGUUGUUUCCUUUCUCCUCUACCCCAGAGCCCAGGGUAGUCUCUCCCUGACAUUCCCAACCUCCUGUAGUCACCCUAUCUUCCUUUCUCUGACCCUUUUCCUUUCCAUCCUUCUCACUGUGGCUCACUGGAGUUUCAAGUUGCCUUCUUUGACCUGUUCCCUCCAAGAUUACUGCAUCCCUUUCCUUCCCAAAGCUCCAGGAUCUGCCGCUGCCAGGACGGGGCUGAGGUGAACCUGGCUGUAGUCAACGGAAGGUUUUAAAACCACAUCUGAAUGAUAUAAGAUAUAACCAUUGGGUGAAAGUGGGGUGGAGGGUAUGUGGGACCUCUCUGUACUAUUUUUGCAUCUUCCUG
This is a messenger RNA of Ailuropoda melanoleuca (giant panda), 1931 nucleotides long. RefSeq names its product ribonuclease A family member 13 (inactive) (gene RNASE13). Lineage: Eukaryota; Metazoa; Chordata; Mammalia; Carnivora; Ursidae. The record is from RefSeq and is a predicted model, not a curated record. Gene Ontology annotation, molecular function: nucleic acid binding. The transcript has 2 exons. The coding region runs from base 524 to 985 and encodes 153 amino acids. Gene Ontology annotation, biological process: defense response to Gram-positive bacterium.